Molecule: messenger RNA, 3264 nt
Organism: Physella acuta
Lineage: Eukaryota; Metazoa; Mollusca; Gastropoda; Physidae
Biological process (GO): interstrand cross-link repair
Cellular component (GO): Fanconi anaemia nuclear complex; nucleoplasm
Molecular function (GO): protein binding
Source: RefSeq, a predicted model, not a curated record
ACUAGAUCUGAUCUAGUCUAGCUCUAGAUCUAACACCAGAUCGAAAUAUUAAUAUAGAUUCUAGAUCUAUUAUGCAGUAGUAGUAUGUAGAUCUAGUACCAUGUAUGUUUGCCAUGAAAUUAUGAAUAAAAAUGCCUGUCACAAGCCAAUACAUUGUGGUGACUGCUACAGGAAACUCUAUUCAUCUUUUUGAACUGGUGUCUGCUGUUACUGUAAGAAUUGAAUGCCCACAUUCAGUAAACAGUGUGUCAGUUAUAAACUCAGAGAUUGCCUCUUAUGCUUUUAUUGCUACAAAUGAUAACAAGUUAUGGAGAACACGAUUAAGUGAAUUUGAUGGACAAAUGAAAGGAACAGGAACAUCAACAUGUAGAAGGAAAAGCAUACCAGAAGAUCUUCCUAAUUCAGAAGACAUAUUUGGUGACCUAUUGAAGCAGCAAGAAAAUAGGCAGGAAAUGUUUAAUCACAUGUCCGACUCCAAAAUAAAACAAUCUAUCAAUGAAAAAUUUAGGAGGAUAAUCCUGAAACAAGAAGAACUUGUGUACCAGUCAGAUUCAAAUAUUCUUGAGGUGCAGGUGCAUGAGAAAUUAAUAACUUUGCUAGUGGAUGAUUCUGGAUCUGUUCAGCUCUGUGUUCUAGUUUGGGACGUGGAAAAUAAUAAGCUCAAAAUACUACAAAACGUAGCUACAAACUUAAGUUUAAAAUUAUUUGUUUCUCCAUCUGAUGAAAGAAAGAGGAUAAUGUACCUUGUAUCACAAUAUGAGGAAGAACCCUCACAAGGGGAAAGAACAACACAUCUUGAUCCACAACUGCAUUUUUGCAGGUCUUCAAUAUAUUUGCCCAAAACUCUUUUUAUCUCACUCUUUGGUAAAGAAAACAGCUGCUUAAAUUCACUAAUAGUAUUGCUUAGUACAAAUGAUGGGUGUGUUUAUUCAUAUUCUACUAAGACAAUGAAUCCCUUGAAUAGUAAGUUUGGUCUCAUUUGCCAAAUGAACUCUGAGGUAAUUAGCAUAAUGGAGAUAGAUGUAGCUUUACCAAAAAUGUGUAGCGGUGAAAAUGAAGGCAUUGUUUCAGCUUUGGCUGCUGCUCUUGAUAAGGGCAGUAAUAAUUCACAGUUUAAUGAAAAGUCAACAAUGGAAGGUCUGCUGAUUUGUUUUGCUACAGGAGAGUGCUGCAUGUACCUAACACCAGAUGAAGAAAAUAAGAUUCCAUCUGUUCUAGUAUUUUCACUUCCACAUUCUAUAGGAUCUUGCAUCAAGUAUAAAAACCAUUGUGUUUAUAGUACAGGAACAAGCAUUGAAGCAAGCAAAUUCACUCUUUCAAAGCUGGCAGGGAGUGAUGAUGUGUUAAUGACUCCUGUUUUGCAAACUGUUUUUAAAAAGGCCAGGAUUUCCAAAUUGUCAGCUGUAUUACCUACAGAUCAGGAUACAGGAAGUUUAACUUUACUGGCAGUCACUUGCAGCUAUGAAUCUGUCUUCCUGCCAAUAACAAUACUUGACAGCACAAAAACUCCAGCACCAAAAUCAGCACAUUCGUUCACUGAAAUCUUACACAACAUUGAUCUGUGCUCUCAAAGAUUUAAAGAGGUGAAGGAAACAUCAAAACUCAUUGACACCUUUUUGCUGCAGAUGAAUAUUUUCUGUCACUUGCAGCAGAGCUUAGAAGGGAGGAAAUCUACUAACAGAAAUCAACAAGCAUCCCUAGAGUUAUUGGACUUGAAUAUUAAUUGCAUUUUUAACAUAUCAUCAUUUCAAAAUGUUUACAGAAAAGACUGGGCUUUAAAAGUGUAUUUGGAAAAUAGAAGUCCAGUUUUGCUUUCCAAAGACUGGUCUCUUUUGGUGACUGUGAAAGCAUUCUCCGCUAAACAAACUAGUUGGACAGAAAGUCAUUCUGUGAGAAGUUAUUGCUUCCCUUUAAAUAAGGGACUCCUUCCAAAUUCAAAAGUUGAUUUUCUUAUACCGCUGACAUUUUUAAAUCAACUUCUCUUUUUCCCAACAAUAAGAGUGACAGCAAAUUUAAUUUUAAACAUGCCAGAUAGUUUAGAAAUGGUCUUAAGUCAGAAGCUACACAAAUGCCUCAGUGUUGAGCUUUCAAAACAUGAGUUUGAUAUUUUGAAUUUUAUUUAUCCACCUUCCGAUGAAACAAAUAUGGAUCUGGUAAGCAAUAGAGAAAACCAUCUUCAUAAAGAACUUUGUCAGAUGGCUCACAUGAGAGUAGGGAAUAAAUUUAAAAGCAAUGAUCAGCUUGUCAAGUCAGAAAGUUUUACAGUCAGACUUUUAAUUUCUAAAACAUUUGCACAAAUGAAACUUUUGGGCAGCGCUGAAGAUGUUCUAAAGUUUUUAUUCACCAAAGACCAGGAAGUAAAAUUGGAUGAAACGUCUUCCUGUAUGUUGAUCACGCCAUCUGGCCAACUUCUCACGGUUACUGUUUCAUCUGCAGCCAAAAAUCCAGCCAAAUCUUUGAGGCCUGCAGCAAAUGAUCAGUUCAACAUAGCUCUUACAUCUAGCGAUCUGACUGAACUUUUUGCGAUACGAUCUGCUGUUAAGUCACGGUUAAAGAUGUCUUUAAAUGAAGAUGUGUUUGCACAUUCUAAAUAUAUACUACAGCAGCAACUGAACACACUUGAGAAAUUGAGAGAAAAUCUCAGAAAGGGGCCUGGAAAAGAUCAGUCCAGUGUUUCUGGAGCUGGUGGUUUUUUGUGUGAACUUUUGGACACCCUUGAUGAGACAGACAUAUGAGUGCUGUAGCUGCUUUAUGGCCAAGUCUAUCAAGUACAAACUUUUCAUUUCUACAUGGUGACGAAAUCAAAUUUUGAAAUUUUUAUUUUAUGAAAACUUCCUGGAGUAAUGAUCUUUGAUGUAUUUUCUGAAAUUCCUGAGUGAAGACAUUAUAAUAUUAAUAUCUUUUGACUAGCAGUUUUGUUUUAGAAAACAUAAAUGACAACUUCACAUUGUUAACAUAUCAAAGUAGGCAUAGAAAAAAGCCAACAAAUUCUAGAUCUAAACCUUAUUGAUUACAUUUAUUGUAACAGAAUGCACAGAUUGUACAAAAGUAUAUUGUUUAUUAAUUAAUUGAACUAUAAUAACUCAAAACAAGAUAAAAUUAUUUUUUUUCCCAAAUAAAGGUUGCCAAAGCCCACAAGUAAUAAAUGUUUUAUAUGGGUCUAAAAUUAUGUUUCAGAUAUUAGCCAUUGUUAUAUACAAUAUUUAUUGAGCUGUUAGCUAUUUUUAUUAACAGACCUAAUAAAAGUGGUCUUUUUUUUUGCUA